Diuraphis noxia (Russian wheat aphid) is the source of this 713-nucleotide messenger RNA. RefSeq lists its product as uncharacterized. Lineage: Eukaryota; Metazoa; Arthropoda; Insecta; Hemiptera; Aphididae. The record is from RefSeq and is a predicted model, not a curated record.
UUAACGCACUUGAGUUAUAUGAUAUUUUAUGUAAAAUAAUGCUAACAAUAAUUCUUUAUGUAUACAUGUCUAAUAAAUAUUUAUUAAAAAACGACAUUAAAAAUUAGUAAACAAUUAUUUUACUCACAGAGGAGAUGAUUUCGAAGUAUAUGUUAUUAAUCGGCUUAAUUUCCCAUGAUAUUGUUUAUUCAGCCAAUAUGUAUUUUGGAAUGCCAUCUUUUCCAUACUAUCAUCCAAUUCCAAGAAACAAUGUAUUUCAGACCUUACAAGACAAUGUUGACAGUGUUCAUAAGAAGCCGGAAGUUCAAUGGAAUACACAAUAUCAAGGAAGUAGGUUAUUGCAACUACCACAAGUAGUUAAUAUUAAUAAUAAAGAUCGUAAAACAGAUUUGAGAUCUUAUGUGAAUACACAAGUUGUAACACGGGAUAAUUAUCUAAAUAAUCACCAAAAUUGGAAUAUUCAAGCACUGCAAGACUUUUUCCAAAGUCGUCAAUCAAAACGACAAAAACAAUAUCAAGACUAUUUGUUAAAGAAACAAGAAGAAAUUAAACGACUACAAGAACAAGAAAAACUGAAAAAUGAAACAAUGCUAAAAAAAAAAGUUAAACAACGUUCAAAAUUUCUGCAACGGCUUUAUUUUGAUAAUUUACUACAUCGUGAGUAUGAUGAAAACGAACUUGAAAACCAUCGAAAUAAUGCAGAUGAAACAUAA